Messenger RNA from Monosiga brevicollis MX1, 3664 nucleotides. RefSeq lists its product as uncharacterized. Lineage: Eukaryota; Choanoflagellata; Craspedida; Salpingoecidae. Gene Ontology annotation, molecular function: protein binding. The record is from RefSeq and is a predicted model, not a curated record. The coding region runs from base 1 to 3573 and encodes 1190 amino acids. The transcript has 12 exons.
AUGGAGGUGCAUCCCGGCAGCACGGCAGCCGUUGAGCCGCCAUCGGCGCCCAUCCAUCACCCCUCGGCACCUCUCAUCGCCCCUGCACAACCACACGCACCCAUCCAAGAGAAACAACAACAGGCUUUGCCUGCCUCACAACCGUCAUCCAUGACCUCCUCGCACCCAUCUGCCCCCGUCUCGCCUGCUGCCGGACCGGUGGAUGUGGUCACCGCCGACGCCACCUCGCAUCUCGAUAAUCAGCAACAAGACCAUGAACCCCUCGUCUACGCUCUCGACACCACGAGACCCCCCAACCACGUACCAGCUGAAAGCCCUCACCUGCCACCCCCCUCCGCACCUCCCCACAUCACGGCGCCCUCGUCGAGCAACGGCGAACCCCCUGCCAAACGGGCGGCCCCUGCCACGGCCCCGGCCGCGCCCGCCCCGGCUCCUCCCUCCACCACUCCAAUUCCCAGCACAACUUCCACAACGAUCACCCCAGAAGGAAAUCCGGCACCAAUCCCAACGACCACCUCCUCUCACCUCAACCACCAUCAGCCUGGAGCAACCAAGGCAGCUUCCAAACCCAAAAAGGCCAAGGCUGAUAAGCCGUCCGGUAAGGACCGCCGAUCGCGGCGGCCCAGCAUCUCCAACCCCACGACGCCGAGUGCCCCAGCUGCCAGUCCCGCUGAGAGCACUCCCAGCCAUGGCAGCAACGCCACCACGCCUGGCAGCAAGUCAAAACCUCGGAAUCGUCGCUCCAGUGUGCCAAAGUCUCCCAAAAUGUCCGUGUGGGAACGUGAAAUGGCCUGCCUCCAACACGAGAUUGACAAGUCCAUGCUUUCCCUUUUUGAGCGACCCCGCGCGCUUCUUCAACGAGUCAUGCACAAUGAGAACACAGUUCGUGGUCUGGUUCCGCUCAAUCGCAAUGACAUUCGUCGGGUCUUGGGCGCAUGCAUGGAAAGUGCCGAAACUGUGGUCCAUCAAUCCCUGGUUAUGAUGCAAGAGGGUCGAAGCACGGGACAUCGCAUCAACAUUAGUGAUGUACACAAGGAGCAGGCUCUGCAUCGUGCCUGUGAAGCUGGCAGUUUGGAUGACGUGAAGCAUUCGAUCGAGAUUGAUCGCGUGGCGCCCAAUUCUCGCACCCAUGAUCGUCAAACUCCUCUCGGCAUUGCCGUUUUUAAUCAGCACACGCACAUCGCAAAAUACCUCCUGGAGAUUGGUGCCGAGGUGAAUGAGCGAUCGGGUCCUUUCCAGCUGACACCGCUGCACUUGGCUGUUUUAAAAGAUGAUCUUGAAUUGAUCACGCUUCUCAUCAAGCACGGAGCCAAGCGCUUUGUUGUUGGUGGGCAAAGCGAGAUGCAAGGCACUGUCUUCGAAAUGGCCGAGCUUUCCAUUCGGGCCUGGGUCCUUAUGGAGGGCAUGAUGGGAGCCAAUGGCAAGUCAUGCCAAGAGGAACGCUUGGAGCAUGAGGAGGAGCAACGCCGCCUCGAGGAGCCCACACCACCACCUUCCGCGGUGCCGGAAAAAGCGAUCAAGGCCGGGGGCUCACCAGAGAAGACACCCAAGCCAGCCAAGGUGGAGAGCAGUGUCGAGAAGCCGCGCAAAAAGUCGGGCACUCGAGAGCCGGGGCGCGUAGCUCGUUCUCGCUCGACAGCCAGUCUGUCUGAUAUGGAAGGCCUGCAGGAGGUUGCACAAAACAGUUUGGACGUUGUGCCGACACUGGAUGAUGACGAGGGCGCCUGCCGACGUGGCAAAUCCAAGCCAUUGGAGCCCGAGGACAAUCGCAUUCGUUUCACUCGACCAGCACCACGCAGCGAGGCUUCAGCUGAGCCUACACCCAUCGAGGAGCCACCACGCUCCAUCUUGCCAGAGCUGCUGGAUCCCACGCAUACGGCUCACGUUCUGGCCAACGGUGUGCGCAUUGUAUUAACGGCCAAGGGACCUACUGUGUUGCCUGCCGAAGGGACAUACGAACACGUGGUGCCCAACUCAACGGGCGAAGCCACCGGAGCCUUGUCCUUGGGCCAGUAUUGCCCGCCACAGGUGAUGGGAGAGCUAGCGGGUCAGCUUCGUCAGUGGCGAGAUCAGGUUCCAGACGGAGUGAAACAGUCAAAAGUCUGGCAGCAUUCGGAGAUGGCUCUUGCCUUUGAUCGUGAUACGGAGUUUAUCAUUGGCAAUAGCGUCAACGCUGUCCUCAACUUGGAGGACAAGAAGAAUGUUUGGAACAAGCACCGCAACAUGUAUCGCUACUUGUGCGAUAAACGGGAGCGUCAACACAUUUGCGAGGCGGACCCCGACUUUUCUGGGGACGUGCCACCGGCACUUACGUUGGUCCUGCGGCACGAGAUGCUGAGCUUGACACGUCAGCACUCGGCGUAUGCGCGCAAUCCGAAUGUGCGAUUGCAGAUUGAACAGCUGCCAAUUAUCCGGCCGGGUGAGUUUUUGCUCACCAACAUGCAGAACAAAGCCAAGAAGCAGUUGCAGCGCAAGGUGGAGGGUCACCAGCAGGAAACGGCAGAGGCGGAGCGACAGAGUCGUGUCGUGUCACUGAUGACGGCCGCCACCAACGCUAUUCGGCAAUCCGACUCGACCAUCCUCAAGGGGUUGCCUAGUGCCGUGGUGGACAAGGCCGUCAAGAUGAAUCUCAAUCCAAGGGCGGCAGACACGGCGGGACGGACGGCGGUGGAGAUUGCCAAACUGGUGCAAAAGGAUGCGUUUGCCAAACUGAGUCCUGGACUGAAUCCUGCCAAUGCGCAGCGCGUGCAGCAGUCGUUGCGAAUCGCCUAUGAUAAGCACGACAAGCACAAUUACUCCGCGCAGGACGCGGUGCAAGAGGCCAUUCGGGUCUGGCUUUCUGAUCCCAAUGUCACCAUCAACACCAACGCAUCAAUGGGGCACGAUGGCGGUGAGCUCGAAGGGGCCUUGCGCGACGGCGUAGCUGGUCAUACGGGCGAUCUGGGCACGGGCUGCGUCGACACCGGGCUGGACCCAAGUGCUGGGACCAAUGGGAUCCUGGAUGGCAGUGGGAUGGAGACGGAUCGUCCAAAUUCGCGUCGCUCCGCGAGUGCGAGUGCGGCGGCGCGGGCGGCGGCGGUCGCCAUGCUGGGCCCAGCAAGCCCGCAGGCCGAGCCGGCGCCACUCGAUGCUGGUUUGCCGGGCCCUGUGCCCCAGUAUGCGAGCAGCAGCAUAGAUGGCAUGACUCGGCCACCUGCCUACGUAGUCGCACACACAGCAGGCAGCGAAGAUGCACCGACAGCCACCCACCCGUCCGAGCUGACGUCUGUGGCCCCGGCUAUGAAUGCGGCGCCCGUGGGUCGCCCCAGGCCCGCUGGCCUAGGCUGGCGACCUUUAGAAGGGCCAGCCAGGCCCGGGGCUUUUGAGGCUCUGCCCGGGCGCACGGCAGCCGUGGCACCUCCCCGGCCUCAGAUGGCUGUCAGCCUUGAUCCAUUUGGGGCUUUGCGACACCCCCAAGCGACCGUCCAUAACAUGCCUACCUCCAAUGUCUCUUUGGCGUCCCUCAUGGCACAGGGCAUGCUGACACAGGCUUCAGCCCUUCCCGUGCGGAAUGAGGAUCCCUUACCCAGCUAAUCGCUGUUGGACUGAUCGGUUGGGCGGGCCCACGUAUAUUCCUUUUUAAACCUGAGACGAACUUCUUUUUUUUUAAUUGAUUGAUGCUGCC